Mesitornis unicolor (brown roatelo) is the source of this 822-nucleotide messenger RNA. It is a transcript of the gene GDE1, whose product is annotated as glycerophosphodiester phosphodiesterase 1. The coding region runs from base 1 to 756 and encodes 251 amino acids. The record is from RefSeq and is a predicted model, not a curated record. Gene Ontology annotation, biological process: lipid metabolic process. The transcript is spliced from 6 exons. Gene Ontology annotation, molecular function: phosphoric diester hydrolase activity. Lineage: Eukaryota; Metazoa; Chordata; Aves; Mesitornithiformes; Mesitornithidae.
AUGCUUCUUACAAUAACUUGGGCAGCUGAGAAUGGAGCAACGGGCGUUGAGCUGGAUCUUGAAUUUACUGCAGAUGGUGUUCCCAUUUUAAUGCAUGAUGAAACAGUUGAAAGAACAACUGAUGGGUCUGGAAGAUUGUGUGACUUGACUUUUGAUGAAAUUAGGAGGCUUAAUCCAUCCGUAAAACAUAGGCUAUGGAACAAAUUCAAAGGUGAAAAGGUACCAACUCUGAGAGAAGCUGUUGUGGAGUCUAUGCAUCAUGAUCUUAUCGUCUACUUUGAUGUCAAAGGCCAUGCAAAUCAGGCAGUUGAUGCCCUAAAACAACUCUACCUGGAAUUUCCAUAUUUGUAUAACAACAGCGUAGUCUGUUCCUUCAUGCCAGAUGUUGUUUAUAAGAUGAGACAAGCUGACAGAAAUGUUGUAACAGCUCUAACACACAGGCCUUGGCAGCUGAGUCAUUUUGGAGAUGGGACACCCCGUUUCACUUGCUUCUGGAAACAUUAUUUGUAUGCGAUGAUGGACAUCAUUCUAGAUUGGAGCCUACACACUUUCUUGUGGCAAUUGUGUGGGGUUUCAGGUUUCCUCAUACAGAAGAAUUUUGUUUCUCGAGAGUAUAUGAGGCACUGGUCUUCAAAAGGAAUUCAAGUGGUUGCCUGGACAGUGAACACAUUUGCUGAAAAAAACUACUACGAAACCGUCCUUGAAUCCAGCUACAUCACCGACAGCUUGGUGGAAGACUGUGAUCCUCAUUACUAGACCUGCACUUUGCAGACAUGUGCCAACCUAAAUAAGUCAUCUACUCGGGCAGGUCUGAAUUCACCA